UCUCUAUCUAUGCAAAUGUUUGGUUUUGUCUCCAUAAACAUGUCUAAGUGGUUUCUUUUUCGUUUUUUUACUUAAAUAUUCUAAUAAACAUUCAAAAUUCAGUUUUUUCUUUUUGUGAAAAAACUAAACUUUGGUCUCUAAACAUCAUUUUAAAAGGGUCUAUAAGUUAACAAAGGAAGAAAAGAAGCCCUAGUGUUAGUCCGAUCUUUUGUCUCUUUCUUGUCUGAAAAGCAGAGAAGUGAAACUCUUUGAGAGUUUUUUCAUAUAUAGUUUAAAAUCUAAGUAGCUUUGUCUUUGUCUUUGUCUUUGUCUUAUAGAAGUUCUUUUGUAAAAGAGAGACAGAGAAUAAAAUCGAAUACGAAAAAGAAGAAGAGAGAUGGAAAGUAAUGGAGGAGGAGGAGAAGUAAGAAAAUUGAAAUUAGUUUAUUUCCUUAGCCGUUCGGGUCACGUUGACCAUCCUCAUCUCUUGCCUGUUCAUCAUAUCUCCCGCAAUGGUGUCUUUCUUCGAGAUGUGAAGCGAUGGUUAGCAGAUGUACGAGGCGAUGCGAUGCCGGACAAAUAUUCUUGGUCUUGUAAGAGGAGAUAUAAGAACGGAUAUGUAUGGCAAGAUUUAUUGGAUGAAGAUCUUAUUACGCCCAUCUCCGAUAACGAAUAUGUCCUCAAAGGAUCUGAGAUUCUUCUUAGCUCUCCAAAGGAGGAUUCUUCUCAUGCGGAAAAGAAAGAUUGGGGAACAAGAAACAGUGGUGACGGCGGAACAGGCGCUAAAGAAAGAAAACUACAGAAGUCGAAGUUAACGUCGGAGACGAUCCACAAAGAAUCUCCGGUCUUCUGCUCUCAGAGAUCGACGGCGACAGCGUCGACAGUCACCGAGGAAUCCACCACGAACGAAGAAGAAGAAGAAGAAGAAACGAUCGUUCUUAAGAAACCCGAUCGGAAAAAAGUGGUAACCGGCGGCAGAGACGGGUCGGGUAACGAUAUAGAGCCGGGUCGACACAGUGUGUCUUCUACGACGUCGUCUUCGAGUUUUAUCAAGAGUAAGAGCUAUACGAGCGCGCGCGCGUCGCACGUGUUAAGGAACUUGCUGAAGUGUGGUGGCUUGGACACGAACGAUGCCGUUUUGGUGCCUUUGAAUAAGUCUGCGUCUGGGGCUUUUGGUGCGGCUUGGGAAGAUGAACGCAGAUACCAAAACCAGCAGCACAAUGCUCGAAAAAGCUUCGAAGGGGCAUGGAGUGGUAUAAAGAUGAAAGAGACAAUUGAAUUUUGUAAACCAAAGGUGGCUUCUUCAACCAAGGCAACUAUGGCUCCAUUAUGCUCGUAA
Messenger RNA from Thlaspi arvense, 1318 nucleotides. The record is from the annotation of a GenBank genome assembly. NCBI's taxonomy places the organism in Eukaryota, Viridiplantae, Streptophyta, Magnoliopsida, Brassicales, Brassicaceae.